Messenger RNA from Mytilus californianus (California mussel), 10151 nucleotides. Its product is annotated as ceramide kinase-like. The transcript is spliced from 12 exons. The record is from RefSeq and is a predicted model, not a curated record. Gene Ontology annotation, molecular function: kinase activity. NCBI's taxonomy places the organism in Eukaryota, Metazoa, Mollusca, Bivalvia, Mytilida, Mytilidae. Bases 4 to 1680 code for a protein of 558 amino acids.
ACGAUGGCAGACUAUGGAGAACCAAUUUUUCAGUCCACUCUUCACAUACAAAAAAUAGCACACCAAGUUGCAUUAACCUCUAGUCAUCUUAUUUGGGAACAAGCAUCGAAGGGUGGACCCCUUGACAGUCCGUCUUCUGAACCACUUUUUUGUCAUAAAAACGCUAAUGCAGUGCCACUGAAAGAAAUAAUAAAUGCUACACAUGAAAAGGAUAGACACAAGCCAAGUCAGCCAUCGGUGAACAAAAGUCAAGGGACAAAGGCAAAAGAUACAACACACCUAUACAUAGAGUUACAAUGUCCAUCUUUUAUGGUUUAUAUAUUGAGCAGAGGAUCAAAACAUAAAUGGAAGUACAAAAAGCUAUCCUUUGUCUGUCAGGAUUCUCACUUAUGCAGUCAGUGGGUCAGAAAUAUCAAUGAUGCUCUUGAUAAUCCAGUUUUUAAUCGACCAAAACAUCUUCUGGUAUUUGUAAAUCCAUAUGGAGGUAAACAACAGGGACCAAGUUUAUAUAAAGAAAAAGUAGCUCCAUUGUUUGAGAUGGCUGGCAUUAAAACAGAAGUUAUUACUACACAGAGAGCUAACCAUGCCAGAGACACUUUACUUGAACACGACCUUCAUAAAGUUGAUGGGGUUGUUUGUGUAGGAGGUGAUGGUAUGUUCUCUGAGUUACUAAAUGGUCUGUGUGAAAGAAAAUUAAAAGAGGCAGACCUUGAACAAACACAGGAACAAAAUCCUUUACCACCUGAUAUAAGAAUUGGAAUUAUACCAGCAGGAUCAACAGACUGUAUAGUUUAUACCACUGCAGGAACAAAUGAUCCUGUUACUUCAGCAUUACAUAUUAUACUAGGUGACAAUGUAGGUUUAGAUGUCUGUUCAAUAUACUCAAAUGAUAAAUUUCAACGUUACAGUGUCUCAAUGUUAGCAUAUGGUUACUAUGGUGAUAUUUUGUUAGAUAGCGAAAAAAAUCGAUGGAUGGGACCAAAAAGAUAUCAUGUUGCAGGUGCCAAAAAAUUUCUUGGAAAUAAGGCUUACCAUGGAGAAGUCACAUUUAGAUUAUCUUCAGACUCGGAUAGUAAUCCAAGAGAUAAAAAGAAAUGUUUAAAUGAGUGUAAUACUUGUUGUCUGGCUGGUUCCAGGGCAGUGGAUAAGCACUCCAAGAUGAAUGAUGAAUCAGAUGGUGUACACAAGUUUAAGGGUAAAUUUAUGGCUAUUUGUAGUUUUACAAUGUCAUGUGUUUGUGCGCUGACUCCUGCAGGUGCUUCACCUUACUGUCAUUUAGGUGAUGGAACAACUGAUCUCAUGCUGGUACAGGAAUGCUCAAGGUUUAAUUUUUUGAAACAUUUGAUGAGGGUGGCUGACAGAACAGCUGAUCAGUUUGAUUUUGACUUCAUUAAAAUUUACCGAGUGAAAGAAUUUAGUUUUCGUCCCUUUCCUGAACAUGAAGAAGAACAAAAGGAGGAUACAGCAUCAGGAGGAAUUAAACAUUCCAAACUUCCCUCAUCUAGAAUGAAGACAAGUGUAUGGAAUUGUGAUGGUGAAGUUAUAGCACACCCUUCAUUACAAGUCAGAGUACAUUGUCAGCUUGUAAAGCUAUUUGGACGAGGUAUAGAAGUGAUGGAAUCAAAACAUAUGUGUACUUGUUGUUGUUCUCUAGGAGAAUUACCACCAGAUACUCCAUGAUAUACACCAACAUAUACACAAGAAUAGUAUACAUAGUAUACAUCCAUGCCAAACAGUUAAAAAUCAUCAGUGAUAUGCAGGACAUAUUAAGUCCCAAAAAAUGUUUUAAAAUACAACUAUGGAUAUUUUUAUGACAUAGUUUGUGGAAAAAAUUACUUUGUUAAAUUAUUUCUAAGGUAGUAAUUAUGUUAAUCAAGAAAAAGUUUUAAAAAGAAAAAUCUGUCAUCUUUGUUUGAAGGUGCUUUUUAUGUUGUUAAUAAAUGACAGUAUACUAGAAGACAUGAAAGGAUGAAAAUGUGUAUUUAAGAUUAAGGUUUUUUUGGGUAAAGACAGUAAAUCUUAUGCUUUCAAGCCUUUCAUGUUAUAAAUAUUUUCUUUAAUUCAACUAUGACAAGUUUGACUUUAUACUGGAUGUCAUUUUCAACAACAAUGUGCAUACAUAAUCACUUUUUAGAUUCUCAAACCCAGCCACCAUUAAUUUACUUUCCAAAGUUUUAAACUUAUUACUUGCAAAUAUUCAAAUUCUUACACUUGUGACUAUUUUCUUUAAAUGAUAAGCAUGCAAAGGUCCAGAAUUUGGUGAUUUUAACAUUAAAGUGUUAGGUAUAAACAAGUAGAUGUCCUUAAAAAAAAAAUGCUGUUAAAUCAGCUCUAAAAAUCUUUAAUAGGCAGAAAAGUCUAUAGAUACCAAAAAAAUAGUACACAUGAGAGAUUCCUGAUAUUUUGGAGCAGCUGUCUAAUCCUAUUUGUAUAGUAGCAUGGUUAAGCCUUCCACCUUUACACAAAUAUCUGCACCUGGUUUUUUUACCUUUUUUUUAACUGAAAAGUAUCGCCACUGGAAAUUUUUGUAAGAAAAUACUAUUAUUUAUAUUUCCAAUAUGUCUUAUGUAUUAGAGAUGUUGUUUUAUUCUUAUUUAUCCUAUACCCUUAAGUUCUUUACCCCAAAAGUUAUCGUCAGUUUAGUAUUGGUUGAUGAAAUAAACUUUAAAUGUGAUGAGAAUAGUCACAAGGGUAAAAACAAAUUAGAUUAUAUGAAAUUAAAUAUCUUUUAAGAAAUUUACAUGUAAACAGUUCUUCAAAAUAGUUGAUGACAUUACUGUUAAAUCAAAUAAAUUUGUAAAAAAAGUUUACCAUUAAUUUCUUUGAUCCAUUGGUCAUUAUAUAAACCCUUUUAUUGUAUCUGUGUUUCUAUUUAAGUAAGAACAAACCACCAAAACUAACUGUAAAAACCAAAUACUUGCAAUUAUGAAGAGAACAUAAGUAGCCAUUUAAAAGUGUAGGAACAAAUGGUAGAUAGUAAAUGAAAAUUUUAAUAAUCCAUUUAGAUGUGUUUCAUUUUUUUUUCAAUGUUUUAAGGACAAUUACUCAUAUCAUUAAGUACUAAUAAAAAACAUUGAUUGAAUGGUAGAUUCUUUAAUCAGUGGCCUUUUUUUUUUAAUUCAUGUCCAGUCUUCUAGUACAUCAAGUAAAGCACUGAUCUUAUUGUCAGGUGAGAAUUGAGAAUGUACAGGUAAAUAUUAAUUUUUAAAUCCAAACUCAUGAUUUGUUAUGUUUUAAAUAAUCCGUAGAUAUGCCAAAGCAUAUGUUGUAUGCUUGUUUAUAUAUUGAAUUUUAUUUGGAAUCUAAUGGUGGGAAAAUUUGAUGAAUAUGUUAGAUUAAUGAAUUCAAUUCUUGCACAUUUUUUAGUUGGAAUUUACUAACAAAAAUUCAUAUGUGAGUAAAAUUUAUAUUGAUGAUAAACAUGUUGCAUUAUUUGCAUCAAUGAAAACAUCAAAUUAUUUUCUAAAUUACAAUUUUCCCAUUAUACUGAUUACAUCAGAACACAGAUGUACAAGUUUGUUAUUAGACAUGUAUAUAUUUGUUGUCGUUGAAAUGUAUGGAUCUGGUAUCAUAUAGUAUGUUAUCUUAUAGAGAAAAGGCUGUGAUAUUUUUUUAUGUUCAGAUUGUAUACAUUUUUUUUUAAUAUCCAUGUAAAUAAUGACUCCGUAUUUAAUUUGAUUACAAUAUUUGUGAUAAGCUGUGAGUUGAAGAGUAUGCUGAUGUCCCAUGAAACUUUCUAACAGAGAACAAAGAUGUUGCCUCAAUCCCCAUCUGUCUGAAACAAAACAUUUUCAAAUAAAAGCAAAAAUUUUAAAAUAGCUAUGGAGGAACCCUUCUACUUUUGUAUGAUUAUCAUAAAUCAUAUGUGGACUUCAGUUUUCAUAAUGAAUAAAAAAAGAAAUGCUAAGAAAAUGAGGAAACUUUGUAAAAUUAACCAGGGAAAAAUUAUUUGAAUAUUACAUAAUGUGAUAACUUCUAUGGUGUUUGGGUGCUUAAGAAAUGCUAUUUAUUUAACUUUAUUUCUUUUUUUGCUGAUGACAAAGUUCAUUUUGCUGUCUUUUUCCUUUGUCAUAUCCUGUGGAUUCAUUCAUUUUUCAUAGUUAUCAAUUUCCAUGAAAUGACAAUGUAAUUUUAACUUAAAAUUAAUUAUGUUAAACAUAUCUAUUUAUGCCGUUUGUAACAUAAUGACCCUCAGUAUAUUCUGAGAUGUUAAAAAAACGGUUAACAUUUAAAUUUUCAUAUUUUAUUUUGAUUUUCUUUAUAAUUGUAUUCCCUAUGAUAUUAUUUAAUCAUUUCUGAUACAAGUUUGAUAAAAUAACAUACCUUCUAUCAGGCUAAAAAUGGUUUCUGAAAUUGUAAACUGAGAGGUACCAAUGACUCUACCGAUUUAUUUGGUAUACGUAAAAAUUUGGUAGAGGAAUUUAUUUGCAGUGCUGUUGUUUUCUGUCUGCAAUAAUAAUGAUUUUCAUGCAAUAGCUUUUAUUCUUGUCAACUAAUAAUAACUGACUGAUCUUUUCCAUCCUCAGAAGGUUUUCAAAAGACGAUUUUUGUCAAAUCUUUUUCCAGCAAGAGGCAGAAUAGAUUAAAAAAUAAUGUUACUCUUAUUAUGAUAUGAAAUAUUUACCUGUAAUCUCAUUUUGAUCUGAAUGUGUAUGAAAUAUUUGCCGAUAGAUGCUCAGCAAACAACAAUCAAUCAAUCAUUUCUAUCUUUCCCCCUUUGUAUUCCAUGGUAAGUUUCAAUCAUGUAGUGUGGCAAAAAAACUGAGAUGGAUCUUUGAUACUGCCUCAAAGAUAUGAAUACCAAAACUAGUUUAAAAGUUAAAAAAAAGUAUUUUUAUUUUCAAUCUAAUAUUUGUAAUUAAAUGCUCACUUUAUAUUUGAAAUCUGAUUUGACCAAGCUCUAUAAGUGUGGAGAAAUCAUCAACUAUUGAUGGUAAGUCAUGCUUUCUUGAUAUUGUUUGAUUCUUUUUCUCCACUGUUUAUCAUUAGAAUAGAUUACAAAACAAACAGAAAUCAUGGGAAAAUGUGUGUGAAAGCUGUCUCUCUGAAGAAGCUGAGUGAGACUGGAAUAUUUUAGUCCAUAGCAACUUUGCUAUAGUUGCAGCAACAGGAUGAGAAGAGGGCUUAAAUAGAUAGAUGCCAAAUAAAGGAACCUUUUUUAUGACCCCCGCAACAAAGUUUUCGGGGCAAUAUAGUUUUACCCUUACCUGUCAUUUCAUCAUUCCACAACGAACAGUUAUACUGACUUUUUUUUAAAACAUUUUCACAUAUUGAGCUGAUUUUUAUACGACCGCAAAAAUUAAAAAAUUUUUGGUCGUAUAUUGGUAUGACGUUGGCGUCGUCGUCGUCGUCGUCGUCGUCGUCGUCGUCGUCGUCGUCGUCGUCGUCUGGCGUCGUCCGGCGUCGUCCGAAGACACAUUGGUUUUCGCACUCUAACUUUAGUUUAAGUGAAUGGAUCUCCAUGAAAUUUUACCAUAAGGUUCAAUACCACGAAAGGAAGGUUGGGAUUGAUUUUGGGGGUUAUGGUACCAACAGUUAAGGAAUUAGGGGCCAAAAAGGGGCCAAAAAUAAGCAUUUUUGUAACUUCCAGACAAUAACUUGUGUGUAAGCGUAUGGAUCUCUCUGACAUUGUACCACAAGGUUCCAUAUCACAAAGGGAAGGCUGUAAUUGAUUUUGGGGGUAAUUGCCUCAAAAUUUUAGGAAUAAGGGGCCAAAAAAGGGGCAAAAAAGAAGCAUUUUUCUAGUUUCAUGACAAUAACUUGUGUGUAAGUGUUUGGAUAUUUCUGAAAUUGUACUACAAGGUUCCAUAUCACAAAGGGAAAGCUGGAAUUGAGUUUGGGGGUAAUUGCCCGAAACGUUUAGGAAUUGGGGGCCAAAAAGGGGCCAAAUUAAGCAUUUUUCUAGUUUCCAGACAAUAACUUGUGUUCAAGUGUAUGGAUCUCUCUGAAAUUGUACUGCAAGGUACCAUACCACAAAGGGAAGGCUGGGAUUGAGAUUGGGGGUGAUGAAUCAUAAGGGGGUUCAAAAAAUUUGGGGGGGGGGGGGAUUUUUUUUCUUUUCUUUUUUUCCUUUUUUUUUUCUUUUAAAAUUUUCCAUUUUAAGUUGGUUAUUUCUGAUUUAUAUUUAAAAGCAAAUAAUAAUGAUAUGGUAUGUAGGAGAUACACACCAAACAGGAUGUGUAAAUUAUUAUAUAAUAAGUAUUGUGCAAUAGCAAGAAAUUUUCAAUUGCACAGUAUUGCACAAUAGCAAGAAAUCUUCAAUUGCACAGUAUUGCGCAAUAGCAAGAAAUCUUCAAUUGCACAGUAUUGCGCAACAGCAAGAAAUAUCCAAUAGCACAAUAUUGCGCAAUAGCAAGAAAUUGUCAAUUGUACAGUAUUGCGCAAUAGCAAGAAAUAUUCAAUUGCACAGUAUUGUGCAAAAGAAGAUACUUCGUAUAAAUUGCUUAUUUCUUGAUCAAUUUCAAUGGGGUUUUAUUCUUGAAUUCUUGGGGUUCUUUAAUAUGCUGAAUCUAACUGUGUAUUAAGUUUUUGGAUUUUGGGACCCGUUUUUUAAUUGGUCCACUUUGAGGUCCAAAGGGUCCAAAAUUUAACUUUGUUUGAUUUCAUCAAAAAUUGAAUUAUUGGGGUUCUUUGAUAUGCCGAAUCUAACCGUGUAAUUAGAUUCUUAAUUUUUGGUUCCGUUUUCAAAUUGGUCUACAUUAAGGUCCAAAGGGUCCAAAAUUAUACUUAGUUUGAUUUUAACAAAAAUUGAAUUUUUAGGGUUCUUUGAUAUGCUGAAUCUAAACAUGUAUUUAGAUUUUUGAUUAUGGGCCCAGUUUUCAAGUUGGUCCAAAUCGGGGUCCAAAAUUAAACUUUGUUUGAUUUCAACAAAAAUUGAAUAUAUGGGGUUCUUUGAUAUGCUGAAUCUAACCAUGUAUUUAGAUUUUUGAUUUUUGGGCCCCUUUAUCAACUUUGUCCACAUUGAGGUCAAAAGGGUCCAAAAUUAAACUUUGUUUGAUUUCAUCAAAAAUUGAAUUCUUGGGGUUCUUUGAUAUGCUGAAUUUAACCAUGUAUUUAGAUUUUGGAUAUUGGACCAUAAUAGGUGAAUGUCCAAUUUAAAAUUUUUAAGUUCUUAGACCACAUUCAUUCUGUGUCAGAAACCUAUGCUGUGUCAAAUAUUUAAUCACAAUCCAAAUUCAGAGCUGUAUCAAGCUUGAAUGUUGUGUCCAUACUUGCCCCAACUGUUCAGGGUUCGACCUCUGCGGUCGUAUCAAGCUGCGCCCUGCGGAGCAUUUUAUUAAUAUGUGAGUCAGUAUAUUCUGAGAUGUUAAAAAAACGGUUAACAUUUAAAUUUUCAUAUUUUAUUUUGAUUUUCUUUAUAAUUGUAUUCCCUAUGAUAUUAUUUAAUCAUUUCUGAUACAAGUUUGAUAAAAUAACAUACCUUCUAUCAGGCUAAAAAUGGUUUCUGAAAUUGUAAACUGAGAGGUACCAAUGACUGUACCAAUUUAUUUGGUAUACGUAAAAAUUUGGUAGAGGAAUUUAUUUGCAUAGCAACUUUGCUAUAGUUGCAGCAACAGGAUGCGAAGAGGGCUUAAAUAGAUAGAUGCCAAAUAAAGGAAUCUUUUUAAUGACCCCGCAACAAAGUUUUCGGGGCAAUAUAGUUUUACCCUUACCCGUCAUUUCAUCAUUCCACAACGAACAGUUAUACUGACUUUUUUUUAAAACAUUUUCACAUAUUGAGCUGAUUUUUAGUAUGUGAGUCUACUAUGAUGAGUUACAUAUUGAGCUUACGUCUGGUUCCGCUCCACUGAUUUUUGCAGAAAUUACUGGCUUUGGACAGUUAUACAGACUUUCAUUCUGAAAUUUCCACUCCUAAAAAUGGCUUUCAAGCUUUUUUUGCAAGGAGGGCCAUUCGUGUCAUUUUGACAAAUCUAGUUAUUUCAUGUUGUACAUGUACUUGGAUGUGUUUUUUUAUACUUUAAAUUUUUCUGCAGAAAAAAAAUGGAAUUUGUAUAUCAGACUGGUUUGCUUUAUGCAAAUUGAGCUUUUCCAUUUCUUGUCUGUAUCGAGCAUAUUAUGGUGUCAAGCACAUAACUGUCCAAACUUGCUGUUAAUUCCCAACUGUUUAGCAUUCUUUAUUGACAUCAUAUUGUUUGUGUCCAAACACAGCAAAGAAAGUUUAAGGUGCUAACUGAAAGCCAACCCGUAAUGAAAUUACCCUGAAUCAGUUAUAUUUUUUCUGAUAACAGUUACUGAGAAAACAUUAUAAGUUUUACCUUUUAACUGAUCCUUGGGGGAAAUGAAAAAGUUGAAAUAAUUUUAUGCCCCUUAUCAGUAUUUUUAUAAUGAUGAAAAAUGGAAGGUUUUUAUUCAAAUAUGGAAACUUGACCCAUUUAUAUUUAGUACACUGAUAUUCAGAUGGAUAUUUUUUUUCCAGAAUUUUUUAUUUACCUCCGGUAAUAAAACAUGUUUAGGCUGUCACCGAUAUCUUGCAAGUUAACACAUAUGCCUUGAUUUUCACAUAUGUCAAAUUAUUUCUUCUUUUAAUUGCAUUUUAAUGUGUAAUUUACCAUUUUCCCAGUUUGAUAAUAGGCCAAGAAGAGUAAUUCAGAUAGAGAAUUGUAGAAUCUAUGUAUUUAAUGCAACUUUUUUUAUAGAAUGCUUAUUUAUUCUGCUUUAAUCAGGAUAUUAAUCAAGGAAUUGUUUCUUGAUAUAGGUAACAAUGCAAUUUAGUGACAUUGUAUGUCGUUGUUAUUUUUUUUUUAUUACAUGUAACAGUAAUAGAUGUAAUUAUUUUUGUAAUUGGUUAUUUUUAUGUAAUUUAUUUGCUAAGCUAUGUUUAGGUUAUACAUUCCUGUGUUUAAUAACAUCACAGUACUGGUUUAUCAUGUAAUUUUUUGUCAUCCAUUUUUUAUGUAGAAUUAGAAGUGAAAUUUUUCAAUGCAAUUAUUAACUGACAAUGCAAAAUUAACAGACAAUGCAAAAUCCAUUAAGUAUUUUAAAUACCAUAGAUUAGAAAAAAAUAUGUACUAAUCAAUGCAAUAUGUUGUCUUACAGCACGUACUGACACAGUUAAAUAAAGUUUUCUUUAUAAUAUAAAACCAAUGCAAAUGUUUUGUACUAACUACUAUAGAUAUUUUAAUGCCCUAACACAGUAUAUUGCUUUUUUCAUUGUGGGCUGUAUUAUGUAUCAAGAAUGCAGGUUGUUGACAAAGAUAAUUGUAAUUACCCAGUAUAUUUUUUUUUUGACAAAAAUGCCAUGGAAAAAUUUAUCAUAUUCAAACAUGCUUAAGGUAGCUGGGGUGUCUAAAUGUUCGACGAGUUUUUUUUUCUUAAACUUCUGUGAAAGACUUCUAGGUCAAUGCAGUUUAAAAUUUUAAUAUAAAAUCUUUUGAAAUUAAUGAAAUCACAGCUAUAUUUAAUUGGUUAUGUAGGGAUAACUAUUUCUGUAUUGAGGAAAGAAUAAACGAUAGAAUUGGUUAAUAUUCAAUGAGAGAAUUGCUUUUCAUAAAUACUUCCGAAUUGAAAAAAAACCCAAAAAACAAAUAUCAAUUAUCUGCCCUUGAUUUUAAAAGGAUUUUUUCUAAAAAUUUAAAUACAGUCAAUGGCACUUAAUUUUUUUGAUAAUUUAAUCCUUAAAUUUCAAAAUUUAGAUGUUUUGUUUUAUAUAUUGAAUGAUAGUUGGUAAAAUAUUUUUAAACCAAAAAAGUAUUUUUGCAACAUGCCCAGAAGGAAUACUCAGAAAAAGACACCCAAUCUACCUUGAAUGGUAUUAUGAAUAGCAAAAGUAACCUUUCCAUUCGAAUAAAAAAUUCUGUUCAUUUAAAUAUUUCCAUGAAAAUGUAGCACUUUGUCAUUCUUAAAGUUGUAUGAAUGUGCCUGCAUACUGUUAGAAAUAGUCUAUUUGGAAAACAAAAGAUUAUGCACAGAAAAUAUUGAAUUAAUGAUAGGAAAAACUAAGUUGUAAUGUAUUAAGCUGAAGCAGUCAUAUCAGCUUUUCUUUCUGGUAUAUUAUACUGCUUGCAAAGUAUCUUAAAUCUUCAUUUACAAGCUUAAUUUGUGUGGGCUUUACAUAUCUUUUGUUUCUUAUGUUUUUUUUUGUCUUGAUGUUUAUUGUUGGUGUAUGCUAUUACAAUUGUGAAGAGCUGAAUAAAACAAAUUUAAAAGUUAAA